Bactrocera oleae (olive fruit fly) is the source of this 9800-nucleotide messenger RNA. It is a transcript of the gene hang, whose product is annotated as hangover. Gene Ontology annotation, cellular component: nucleus. NCBI's taxonomy places the organism in Eukaryota, Metazoa, Arthropoda, Insecta, Diptera, Tephritidae. Gene Ontology annotation, biological process: regulation of transcription by RNA polymerase II. Gene Ontology annotation, molecular function: RNA polymerase II cis-regulatory region sequence-specific DNA binding; DNA-binding transcription factor activity; zinc ion binding. The record is from RefSeq and is a predicted model, not a curated record.
UUUUGAUAUUAAAUUUUUUUAAAUAUUUUAUUUUUAGUUACAAAAUGGUUUCUAAAAAUAAAAUCUAGGCAAAAAGCUAUUUAAAAGCACCAAAAGAUUUGGUAGAUAAUGAAAAAAUAUGAAAUUCAGAAUUCUCAUAUAAUUUGUAACACUCAUCAAAGGAAUUUGAUUCAUUUCUGCAGUCUCCAAGAUAUUUUUUUAUCUCUUUUCGUUUUUGUGCUUUUAGUUCCAUAAAAAACAUAAUUUUUCUUUAAAGUUAGAAGUUUGAAGUAGAAAAUCAUUGUAGCGCCCUCUAUGCGUCCAUUACGCGGGUUCUUAAAAAUGUUUUCUCAAGUCGCUUUCUUUUGAUAAGCGAGUACCAGCAUGUGUAUUAUAAAUGGAGGAAAUUAAAAAUAUAUUAUAUAUCUGUAUAUAUAUUUAUAUUUGAUUACGACACAUACAUACAUAUACACGUAUAUAACUGGGUAUAUUUUCUCAUGCCGGCUAUCACAAUUGUUCCUUGUAUAAGUACAACAAGUGUCUCUAGUUGUUUAGAGAUGCCAAAAACGCUGAUUCUUGCUGUCGACGGAGUACUUAUCUGUAUAUUAAACUAGCGAAAUUCACUAACACGAUUUUCGAUAUAAAAUCAUGAUAAAAUUGUGACUCUAUUGUAUGUACGUAUGGUAUAUCAAAUCUACGUAAUUGAAACGAUCCCUAUUUCUAAACAAGUCGGACACUACAGCAAUUGGUUCCAUAACAAAGGUAACCUAACCUACGCCGAAGACUCUUAAAUAAACUAUUUAAGUCAAACCAUGUGAGGAAAUCGUUGGUAAAUGCCGUGAGAAUGAGACGUUCUCUACUAAACGAACUUUAAACGAGCUUCUUCUAAAAACUAAAAAACAUUAAAGUAGUUCUGAGAAAUACUGUAAUUCAAGUUUCAUGGUCACUUGAAAAGACCGGCAAAAUAACACACCACAAAACCUUGUAUCACACAAAUUAUAUCCUACCGAGGUAUUAGACAGUAAAAUCCUCCACAUAAUUUGUAAAGGUUAAAAUUUAGUUCUAUAUCAAAAGCAUAUUAUAAGUAUUUAGUUAGUGGAUCAAUAAAAACUCGCUAACUAUUUAAAUUCCCGCAAGACGGAGGAAAUUUGGGGCGAUCGGAGGGAUUCAGAAGAUUUUGUUAAAUAAUUACUUGCAAUAUAUAAAAAAGAAAUGUUGGCAACUCUAUUUGUCGCCUUCAAAAAAUAGCCACAAAACAAGAACUUCUAGUUAUUUUCUUUUUCCUGAAGAUACGGGUAUCUUCAGUCUGUUGUUUGCGUGCAAUGUCUCAGGCUUGACCUUUGGUUAUGUUUUUGAUUAAAAAUAUACAUAAAUAAAUGAAAAUAAUGUAUUAACUAUGAUCAAAUAUAAAUGUACCCAUCGCAAAGGAAUUGCAUAAAUUCGGUUUCAAAAUAUUAAGAAUAUAAGGCAGAAGAAUGAAUUCUUCUAAUCUUUUGUCCCGGCAGAGAAUAUUUUGAACUAGCACAUUUGCAAUGCAAUUUAUAAAUUUAUAAAAAAAAAAACAAGAAAAAGCGUUAAGUUCGCCUGCACCUCAGCUAUAAUACCCUUCACAGGUGCAUCUUUUUAGAGCACAAAAGGGUAUAAAAAGAUCGUUAUCUUGGUUAUGAUCGGUUAGUUUGUAUGGCAGCUAUAUGCUAUAGUUAUCCGCUAGCGCUGUCUUGGAUAGUAAUCUGUACUAAAUAUCGUGAUAUCUUGUCAAAUAAAAAAAUUUUCCAUGCAAGGAUUUAAUUUUGAUCGAUCAGUUCAAGCGGCAGCUAUAACCUAUAAUGCUCCGAUAUCGGCGGUUCCGGCAAAAGAGCAGCUUCUGAGAAAAGAACGACGUAUCGAUCAGGGUGUACAAGCAUUGUGGCAAACCCUUUACCUCGUUCAGGGUAAAAAAAUAUACCUAUGCAUGUAAAAAUAUAUGACUACUUAUGCCAUUGGAAAUAAAACACAAUAAAACAAGUUUUCAUAAAAAUACCCGAAAACGUUAUAAUGUCUACUGGGUUUAUAACGUAUGUUUAAAUUGCGCUUAGACAUACAUACGUAUUGCGGAGUUAUUUUUUGAAUUUUCAAAAAUUGGAAGCAAAUAUUAUGCUUAUCAUUAUUAAUAGUAUUGUUACUCAUACAUACAUACAUUUUAAUUGUUUUAACGACAUUUUAAUUAAUUACCCACAUGACUAGUUUAAUUAGCAAAGUUCAAAAAUAAUUCUUAGUUUUAAUGAGUUCUUGAUUUAUUAUGAAUAAUUGGCAUAUAUAAUAUAUUAUACUGCUGAGCCAAUCCUUUAGUUGUACGUAAAUACAUAUGUAUAUUUAUAAGCGUGUAAAUUUGUCGGCCGGAUUUAAAAAAAGGAGGCGUGAUAAAUUGCUGUUCAAAGCAAUGAUAUUGCAUGUAUGUAAAUAAAUAUAUAACUUCAUAUCUACAGUCAUAUGUAUAUGACUUCGCUCUUGUUCAUAUAUUUUGCAAAAAAUUAUAAUGCAAAAAUAGUAUUUUUUGCAUUGUUUGCAUAUAAUAUCCGCUAAACAAUGAUAAAAAUCCUUAUUUUUAUAAUAAGAUUUUUUUCAUAUUAAAUAAACGAUUUGCAUAUGUAAAUGAAUUUUUAUCACAUUUCAGUCAGUUCAGAAAAUUACAAUAACUGCCAUCAGAUCCAGCUCUAAGUAUAAUUGUACGUGUAUACAUACAAACAUAUUUAUACAUAAUAAAACCAUACUUGGAAUCUUUAAUAUUAAAAAUUAUAAAUGUAUGCACAUUUAAUAAACGCUUUAUGAAAUUAGGGGUGAUUGAUGGGCAACAGCGGCCACAUUGCAAUCACAAAUGCAACCGAAUAUUUUGAACGUCUUAGCAAAGAAUAUUUUUAGGAGAUAACUUUACGCUUAGGGAUACAUAUAAGACACAAUAUAUAUUUGGGCAAUUCGUUUAAAAAAGCUUAGCUGCCUGCACUUGAAGGAAACAAGCGUUCGUGCAUUUGAUGAUGAUUUGAAAUUAAAAUGACUUACUUAAGAAGAGUAUACUGUAAAUCUACUUUUGUAAUUUUCACUAGUCUGGGCGGGCUGUUGUUAAAUAAAAAUCCAUUGCGAUAAAUUUAGUAAAUCUAAUAGUCAGCUAAAGGAAGCGGAACUUUGGCGGGAUACAAUAUGUUUGCUUUUGGCAUUUGUAUAUCAAAAUUUACAACACAUAAACCAUUUUGUCAUUUUAGAAACCAAAUGAAAUGGUAAACUAUAAUCUGCAAGAGAAGCAAAUUUGCUAUACAAAAAUCAUGUGCUAUAUUACACUUUACUAUUUCCAGGGUUAAAAAUUAACUCGUCAAACUUUAUAAAACUACUACAUAUUGGUUUUAUGCUGAUACUUUUUGAAAGCAAGUAGGUGACCUCUCAAUUUGUAACACUAAUAAUUCCAAAUAUCCUUAAAUGUACAUCUAUAUAAAUAUCAGUAAUAUUUAUGUAUAUAAUAUUACAAAUAAUGAAAUAAUGAAUAUAUUGUGAACGGCUCAAUAAAAUAAUUCAACGCCUUUGCAUCUUUCUCAUCAGCGGCUAGAACAGCUGGCUGUCGUUUCCACAGAGUCGCUAAAGAUGUUAGCUAUUUCUUUUUCCCCACUAGAGUGCGUAUUUUCCACGCUAGAUGUCGCCACCCUUGUUUUCGCGUCUCUAUUUGCACUCUUCGUAACGAAAAUUCCCGGUAAAGAAAAAAAUUAACCAACUUCAUUCUCUGAAUUCAGUUUUGUAGAAAAUCCCGUCGCGUUCAGACUUAUAAAAUUAAAUGUGGUCCGAAAAGAUAUGAUAAAAACAAAGAAGUCGGGAGAGAAGUGGAAAAGCAAAUAAUUGCAAAAAAAAAAAAAACGAUAAACAUUAAUAAAAAGUGAAAAUAAGUGAGAAAACACGAAAAAAAAGUAAAACUGAAAGUGAACUUAAAACGCUUGCUUUAUAAUAACAGCAUAACAGAUUCCAAAACCAAUUAAAAAUCACACCAUUACAAUAUAUAUAGAGAGUUAUCUGCUCGUCAGUUGGCUACGCUUCAGUGUGAAAUUUCUGGGAGGGAAGAGCGGCGUCUGACGGAGUCGUCGUUACAAAAUGUCGGACGGCAGUCCAGUGCGUGCGCGACAAAAUUGCUGUCGCCUCUGCUUGGCUCCGGGCAGUGAAUGCAUAUCCAUAUUAAACAGCUAUGCGGCGGACAAGGAACCGUUGGCUACUAAGAUACAGAACUGCGUCAGCAUCAAGAUAAAUCCCGAAGAUCACCUAUCGCUGCGCAUUUGUCAUGCGUGCAUCAGUUACCUGAAUUCCUGGCAGAGUUUCAAGAAUCGCUGCCUUGCCUCACAAAACAAGCAACGCAGUUGGUUGGACACGACUAAACGUCAACAAUUGCUCGACAACAAUGUCAGCAUAUCAACGAUUGGUGCAGAUGGCACCGGCCAACAUCAGCAACAGCAGCACCAAGCGGACGAGAAUGAACAGCACACAACGCCGAGCUUGGCAUCAUCGAUUUUGGAUGGAAUUUCGUCGUUGAAGAAACGAAAAUCUUUAACUGUUUAUCCAUUGCCAGCUGUAGAAAUAAAAGAUGAGCCGAUGGAUCCCGAUGAUGAAUACAACACCAAACAGCAUGACGAAUCCGAUGACAUGGUUGACCCAACACUCUUCUUAGAACGCACCGAAGAGGAGGGUGACGAGUCGCUCAUGGAACAAAUUCCCUACCACUAUGAGCAACCGCGACCGCCCAUCGAGCUGGCCACAUUGGUGGAUACCAAAGAGGCGUCCUGUCGCGCCUGCAAUCUGAAAUUCUCCACACGCGCCAACGCACGCCGCCACGAACGCAAUCUGCAUCCAAAUCUCUUCGAGCUCUCAACAUCGACACCAAACAACAUGCCGGUGACCAAACCCACACCCGCAUUGGCAGCCGCACUAGAGUUGCAACGCGCCACAGCGGCCGCUGUAGCCGCGGCUGAAGCGUCGAACGCCGCUUCUGGCAUGAUAACACCGCUCAAGUACCGACAGCAAAUCGUGAACGCAUUCAAUAAGUGUGAAAUCGGCGGUUACGACUAUGAGCAUCCGGAGAAGUAUCAACACCAUUUGACCGACGAGAAGAUCGUUUUCCUACAGCAGAACGAUGAAUUUUUGCGCCAAUAUCAGAAUAUGACUUGUCGUUGUUGUAAUAAAACCUAUACGACCUAUAAGAAUUUCAUGGCACACAUGCGCAAGAAAUAUCUAGCAUUGCCGCGCAAUCUCUGCUUCAAUUGCCUGAAGCUGAACGACUCGAAGGCUUUGUUUAUCUCGCAUUUGAAGCGCCGCAAUUGCAUCAACUUGUACAAAGUGUUGCAUGCGCUCAUGGCGAAGGACAACAAUUUCGCCGCUGCUGUGACUGCCACAGCGGCCGCAGUGCCGGACAAGUUGCGCGCCAAGGAAUUGCUCGUCAAUAAGAUGUACGAAUGCAAAUUGUGUCCGCAGAAGUAUCGGCUGAAGUUGGAGUUCCGUUCGCACGUGUAUGACGAACACGCCGACAUGCAACGCAAGGACACAAUGCAAAAACAAUGCUGCUACUGUGGCUUGGAGUUGGACGAUCCGGCCGAACGUAAACGUCACUACAACAACAUGGAUUGCAUCGUGUCGUUGCGUUGUGUCACAUGCGAUGCCAAAUUCGAUAAUCAUCAGAAAUUCCUCGAUCACGUGUAUGAGAAGCAUUUGGCCGGUUUCGGCGAGCAAACGUCCACAUCGCCGCGAAAUAUUAGCGCCAUAAGCACAGAGCACUCGCCGGUCAAGAAGUCAACUGUUGGCUUGGGUGGCGCCUCCUCCACCGAUGAGUCACGCAGCAGUCACCAAGCUGCCUCAUCAAAUCAACCGAAAUCACAAUAUUUCUCACGUAUGCCACAAGCUUGCCCCAUAUGCGAUCAACAGUACAACAAUUACAACAAUGUGUUGCGUCACAUGGAAUCGAAACAUCCCGACCAAUUGCCACAAACAUACAAAUGCGUUAAAUGCGGCAUUGGCUAUCCGCGUCUCUCCAAUUUGCGCGAACACAUGGUUAGCGCUCAUUCGGCGGAUAAGGCGCGUCAUACGGGCUUUGAGUAUAUUGUGAAUGCGGAUGCGGUUAAAAUUGCCUACGGCACACAACAGAAUGUCUACACGGGACGCUAUGAUUAUGUGAUGAAGGAUUUGAUGUCGAUAACGAAUGGCGGCUCCAUCGCGGACGACGAUGAGAACUCCAGCGAGAAUCCAGCAAAGAAAAUGCGCACAGACAACGGUGCCGCUGUGACAACCAGCACUGGAUCCGGUGGCAGCGGCGGCAACAUGUACAGCAGUCUGAAGGAGUGCCCCAUCUGCAAUGCCGUCUUCAGCAACAAUAUCGGACUCUCCAAUCAUAUGCGUUCACAUAGUGCGGCGGCACAGAACAAUUCACUGACAUCGGGUGCGUUAAACGCCAGCAAAUCGGCACCGAGUGGUCUAACCAUCACAACAGCGCCACCGGCGAAAUCCACAACGCCACCGGCUAUGCAACACCAGACCGCCGUGCAGAAGGCGAUAUUCAAGCGUAGCUUGGAACAGGCAGCCGAUCGACGUUUCCGGCGCAUGCGCUGUCGCCUUUGUCAGCGUCGUUUCUCAUCGAAGAAAUCGUAUCGUUUCCACAUGCUCAACGACCAUCAAAUACGCAAUGUACAGUUUAUUAAAUGCAAACUAUGCGAUGCGGAAUUCGCUUACGAGAAGGGCUUAAAGGUGCAUAUGUUCAAGAUACACAAUACACUGCUAAAGGACGAGAUGAUCGAGAAGCAAUUUGAAUGUGAUAUUUGUUCGAUCGUGUAUCGCAGUGAGCCGCAGCUCAUGCACCACAAGAAAACCGUGCACGGCAGCGCUGUCGGCGGCGCCGAUCAAGCCGAUAAUACAUUCGACGAUAGCUUGGCCGGCGGUGGUGGUGGUGCUGAUGUCAGUUCGGCUGCGAAUCCAGCUGAUCGCUCGGGCCUGUCGACGCCGGUAAGUAGUGUGGGCGCCGAACGCAGCACGUUAGACAGCUCAACGAGCGGUCCGCUCUACUGGUACCAGUGCAAGUACUGUCCGUCGAACUUCAAUACGAACAAGAAGUUGGCUAUACACAUAAAUUCGCAUGACGAAUUCGAUUCGAAUGACUAUUCGUGCAAGGAUUGCGGCAAUGUCUAUAGCGGACGCAAGAGUCUAUGGGUGCAUCGCUAUAAGAAGCAUCCACAAUUCCCCGAACCUUCGGAAUGUGUGCUCUGCAAGAAGGUCUUCUUCGAUAGUCAGAUGUUGGAGAAUCACAUACCGACCUGUAAUCGCAAACCGAUCAACGCAUCGGGCGCUGUUGCCGAAAGCGCUGGACCGCCACCCAUUUACAAGCAUAAAACCGGCGAUGACGAUGACGAUGCAUCACACGAUGCAAGCGGUGUAAUUACGACAAGUGCUUUGGGUGGUGGUGAACUGGAGAUUACACCGAUACCGGCCAGUGGCAUGAAGAUUAAACUACCCGAAGUGGCUUGUACCAUAUGUGGACAACGUUUCACCGAUCAGGAAUUGUUCGCCAAACACAUACAAAUGCAUGAAAUGGAAUUGUAUACGGAUAAUCCGUUGGCAGCCAUGUUUGAUACUGGCCCAGCGGAUCCGAAUCAAUUCUAUUUGGAUCGGGUGAAUGAUAAUGGCGAAUACGCCUGCGAUUUGUGUAAUAAAACAUUUACACAAAUGACUGCACUUAAAGUGCAUCGUAAAUGGCAUUUCAGAGGUGAUAGCAAACAGAACCAAGCCGACGGGGAUCUUUCAGCCAAUGCAGCAGCGAACCCCUUAUCACAGAUCCAGAUCAACCAUCAACAUCCACCGGGAUUACAAGCAGUGGGCCUUAUGCCCAAUCCCCAUCAUCACUCUUCAAAAUCCCAGAAACGCAAACGCGAACUUAAAUGCGAAUACUGCCCGUCCACCUUCAUCAGCAACAACAAUCUGCGUCGUCACAUCUACGAAUUGCAUAAAGAGGAAAUCGGCAAUUUGCCAGUGCCGCCAAAAAUCAACAUCGAUCCAUAUUUGCAAUGUCGUCGCUGUCAAGAGAAAUUCGACACGAAGAACGAAUGGAUCGCACACAAAGUGAACGAUGCGCGCGUCACAAAACCAUUCGGACCCUUCCAGUGGGGUUGUGAUUUGUGCGGUGCCUAUGUUUCGCGCAAAGAGAAGCUAAUCAAUCACAUACACAAUCACCUGAAGGAGAAAGAGAUUGUGCCGGUGGAGGAUCAGCAGCAGACACAUGAUCAGAACCAGAAUCGUGCUGUGAAGACAAAGUCAGCGACGACGGCGGGUGUGGUGGCGCCGAUUUCGAUAAAAGUUGUAGCUGAUGGUGAGGUGAAGGUAAAGCAAGAACAGGACAGUGAUGAGGAGAAGGAAGACUUACAGGAUGGUGUGCUUAAGGGAGAGGCUGAGGAGUCCGAUGAAGAGGAGGUCGGCGGUGAGGUGGAUGGUGAAGUAGAGGAGGAUGAAUCGACACGCCAGGAAGUUAGUGCGGCGCGUCGACCUGGCAUGGACACAGAUGAUGAAGUCGAUGAGGAGGAUGCUUCCGAAGAGGAGGCGGACGAAGAUGAGGAAUAUGAAGUUAUGCAGGUGGAUAUGAAUGAGCAGGCCGACGGUGAAGUGGCGGAAGCGGAUGAAGAUGACGCCGACGAUGCCGAAGAGGGUGGGGAAGAUGCAGACGAUGGCGAUGGCGAUGACGUUGAUAUGGAUAAUGAGGAAGACUCCAAUGAUCGUACUAUUACCGCACCAAAUGAACGUAGUUACGCGCGCGUGCCAACGGCCGCAACACAAGUCACCAUCGAAACAAAUCGCAUAUCGACAGAUACAACCGAAGACUCAUCGCCGUCAUAUGAUGAGGACGACGACGACGAUGAUAACGACAAUGAUUCGGAUGAUGACAGUGAUGCGGAGAGCGGCGAUAGCUCAUCACAGGCAUCGAAGACACCGGCACCGGCGCCGAAAGCACGCUUCUCCUGCGAUCUCUGUCGCGUCUUUUUUGAUUCGCAACAAGAGCUGCAAAAACAUGUGAAAAUGCAUUUCCUUAACGGACCCGGCUCGGUGUCGCUAACCGAAAUCAAGCCAAAGACGGGCAACAAGUCGAGCCGCAGCAGCAGCAGCGACGUGGUGGCGGUGUAGUCGUGACGCAACGCCGCUGCAACACUCGCUACCUGCCAAUGCUAAGUAAUACUUAUGUUGUUGUUUUUAAUACUGUCACAUAACAGAAAUGCUAGUUAUUAUAAUUUUAUUAUUAUUCUGCAGCGCAAAUGAGCGCCGCUUAUAAAUACUUUAGUGAGUUACUGCCUAAUUUAUUUAAUUCAUAUUUUAUUCUAUUAAAUUUGAAAAAAAAAGAAUUAAAAGCUUUGUGUUGCCCAUGAAUUGUUGUAGCAAUUAGAAGAUUAGUAGAAGUAUGAAUGCAAACAUUUUAUAAAAAUAACUGUAAAACCUUAACUAUACAGCAAUAAUAUAAAGCGUAUGUAUGUAUUAAACUAAUAUAAUAUAAUAUAUAUACAUAUAUAGAAAUAAUAAUUUAAGAUAUUCCUGCUCAGUUAGAUUUCGCCUGAAGAAUGCAUGCAAAUAAUGUGAAACCACCAAUAACGGCUUUUACUACAGACACAUAUAUACAUAUGUAUGUAAUUAAAUGAAUACGAAAUAUACAUACAUGCAUACACAUAACCUAAAAAUAUGCUGCAGCAUUGCAAGAAAUCGCAAACAUUUCCAAAAAUCAGGAAAUAAGUUAAUCAUUUUUAUUAUAAUUUUAUUUUUUUUCUUUAAUUCUAAAAAUAAAAAUUCAAAUGAAUAUA